Molecule: messenger RNA, 844 nt
Organism: Haplochromis burtoni (Burton's mouthbrooder)
Lineage: Eukaryota; Metazoa; Chordata; Actinopteri; Cichliformes; Cichlidae
Product: protein FAM151B-like
Exons: 4
Coding region: 63-719 (218 amino acids)
Source: RefSeq, a predicted model, not a curated record
UAUUUCGACAAUCUCGGACCGGAAAUGUGUUGUUAUUUAUCUUCCGUUUUGGAUCGUGGACAAUGAAAACGAGUCUUUUGCUGAGUUUUCACAGAAUUACUUUAAUUUUAAUCGUGUGUUUUAUAUUUUAUGUCUUGUGGAAUUUAAAUGGUAAAACAGGUGGGAUGCGUGACCAAACGCUGGACUAUUUCUUCAGUCGGAGUUUUGUAACGAGGAUGGACGCUGCCGAGGUUAGCUGGUCGCAUGCAGUGAACAGCAGGAGCAGGCUGGCGGAGGCGCUCACAGGUCCUUCUCUUAUGAUUGAAGCUGACAUUGUCAUGAGAGGUCGUGAUCCCAAAGAGCCAAUCAUGGCACAUCCCCCUGAUACAGACAGUGACAUCACUCUGAGGGAAUGGCUGGAGAGAGUGAAAGAGUACGGCAAGGGGAUAAAGCUGGACUUUAAGAGCAUGGAGGCUGUGUCAACAUCUUUAGUCCUGCUGCAGGAAGUGCUGACUGAGCCAUACCGUCCUGUGUGGAUCAACGCAGACAUCUUCUCGGGUCCUGGGGGGCAGAUCGGACCUCUGGAGCAUCACACCUUCCUCUCUGUUGUGACUCAUCUUCCCUCACACACUGUGCUGUCUCUGGGCUGGACUACAGGAUGGACUGCUGGGACAGAUAAUCCAGGUAAACAUACCUCAUCACCAUUGCCUUUUUGUACACUGAGAACUCAAUUUUAUUGAUAAUACAAGAAUAAUAACAUGUAAACAAAUGUAUUCAGAUUAUGGCUGGGUAUCGUCACUGAUUUCUGGAAUCAAUUCAAUUUGAUUAGAUUUGAAUCGAGGAAAUUUUGCCUCAGACAGUCAGA